UUUGUGUCUUUGCAAAAUUUCUAAAGUAUCGAUAUUUGAAGUAGAUUAUGCCGGCACAGGAAACUGUAGCCAUGCGGUACACAUUUCGCACUUACUGGCAAUAAUAAGGCAUAUCGCAUUAAGUCGUACAGUAAACUUUAUACUUAGGAGAGUGUCCCGGCGUUGUUGUUGCUGUAUCAGGCUAUCGUAAGCGAGACAUGCCGUUCAUGCACACGACUGCAACAAUUGCAUUUUUCGUAGAGCCUUCCUUAUUUCUGCAUUCCCUUGUACAGAUAUUGUGGUUUCUCUGCACCUCCAUUCCUUUCCUACCGCCUAUCACAUGUAUGGAAGCUCCAUACUUAUGAACGCCGGUAGGAAGGGAGUGUUAUUCGUAUUCACGACUGCGGGCAGAAUCAGCAGGGCGAAUGAAAUGGAUACUUUCGCCAUAAUUAAUACUGAAAGCCAGUCGGACGAAGUAACUUUUCGUAUCGGCGCUAAGGAAAUGCUAAUCACGACGAGUCGGCAACGACUGUCAUCCUUAUCCCCUUAUUUUGCUGCCAUGUUCGGAGCCGGUCGGUUCCAAGAGCGAUCGCUCGUCAUCAUCGAACUUCCGGUACCCCCAUUUUCUAAUGCCAAGUCGGUUGUCCAAAUUCUGCAUCCGGACUGGAAUAUGGAAACGUUCAUUAAAGGGCUUAAUAAAAACAACGUGCUUUUCCGUCUAGCCGCUGCUGAUUAUUACCAGAUGGAAUCUGUCAGUGCAGUUUGCGCGCAGUUCAUUAAAGAUUUCGGAGUCACUGUGGCGCGGUGUCUGCGACUACUUCAGUUUAGCGUAAGGAAUCCGGGAUACGAUUUAUCAAAGAAAAUAUUAGCACAAACUGGCAACAUGUUUCCGGUUUUACGGAAAUCAUGCGAUUUUGUAUUACUGAGAGCAGAUGACUUGCAGCUGAUUUUACGGCAACCAUUCCUAAUUUGUAACUGCGAAAUGGAUGUUUUCGAGGCGCUUUGUUCAUGGAGUGAAAGCCACAAGAACACCGACGUACACAGCUUAAGUGGGCUCCUCGAUGAAAUCCGUUGGUACACCUUCUCCGAAAAAGAAAUCCAGGAGUGUUUGAGAACGAUGAAAGAAAUUUUUUCCGAUCACGGCGAUUUCUUGUCUCGCUACUUUCUCAGUAUUUCCGCCGUCGUGAAUCCUGUUCCUCGCGAGAGAAACAAGCACCAGUGCCUGUAUGUUGUUGUAUCGCGGCCGAGACGUCGCGGUCGCAAUCCGGGAGGCACAAUCUACGAACUCGACUUAUCUUUGCAAACUGUGCGAUCGGAGGCGUGGCCAUAUGAUCCAGUCAAUCAUUUCGGACUGCUUCAUCCAGCACACAAAUUUGCUGCUGAUGUCGUGGUAAUCAAUGAAAUCGCUUACGCCAGUAUCCAAAACGCUAAAGACGAAUACGUUUUGCUACGCAAACUGGAACGUCGCGACCGGUCAGGAGCAUUUUUCCAACUGGGUGCAGCACUUGAUACAGACAGCUGCUGCUUUAAGGGGCAGAAUGAGCGCUGGUAUAUGAAAGGUUUCGAUGUAAUUUCUGAGGGUAAACAUUACCAGUUCAACGAUGAAGGCAACGAGCUCAGUGUCCAUGAUGUCGGUGAUCCAGGUAGCAAAAGGCUACUGCCGUUCCCACCAUUCGAUAUUAUUGGACAGGGUUCGCCAAAUUUAGUAGAAUGCUGCGGCAAUAUUUUCCUGCUGACUGGGUACCAUUUCGCGAAAUUUGACAGAAUUUCUCUGCAAUGGACGGAAUAUGCAACACCAGCGACACUGCGCUCACAUGCAGCGUUGCUCGAGAUGGGCGGAUAUUUGUAUGCCGUAGGUGGAAGUCUCGUCAAUCCGGCGGGUCCGGAAUUCUUUGAAGGACCGCAGAAGGCGUCCCCGCAAUGUGACCGGUUCAAUUUGCAAACAGGCAGCUGGGAACCGGUAGCGCCGAUGAACUGUCCACGAUUUGGUCAUAACCUGCACAUUGUGGAUGGCCAGUUGGUGGCCGUUGGAGGUCUUCAAAGGAGUAGCUGUACGUCCGCGUCGUAUCCGGUGGAGCGAUAUAAUGUGGAGAGAACUGAGUGGAUUGGAGGGGAACUAGGGUUAUCUAGUGUGCAAGAUUUGUUGCGGAUAGGUUCAAGUUUUGUUUUGGAAGCAGCUUGUUUUCCGUAAGAACAGCUAUAGAGCACCAUGCACUAUGCAGUGAACAAAGAGGCUCCAUUUAGUACUCCUGUAAGUGAGUUGGAGCACAGAUAUAUCACAUGCAAACUAAUAAUA
This is a messenger RNA of Paramacrobiotus metropolitanus, 2275 nucleotides long. RefSeq lists its product as uncharacterized. The record is from RefSeq and is a predicted model, not a curated record. The transcript is spliced from 4 exons. Gene Ontology annotation, molecular function: protein binding. Lineage: Eukaryota; Metazoa; Tardigrada; Eutardigrada; Parachela; Macrobiotidae. The coding region runs from base 320 to 2170 and encodes 616 amino acids.